AUGGAUCAAAUACAAACAACAACAACAACAAAACACAACAACAAUAACAAUAAUGAUAAUAAUAUAAACAAUGUAUUCUAUCAAGUGAUUAGAAACAAGGUCAUAAAAAAAAGAAUAUUUAAGUUUAUUAAAGACCAAGGAUUACUUUCUAGACCUCAACUACCCGAUGGGUAUGAAAAGAGUUCUGGUGCCCAAUUGACUGACUUUAAACCAGUAGGAAAAAGUAUAAAGGCUAUGAAACUAGAAUCGGUGAUUGGUUACUUUGGCAUGUCACACUAUUUUCUCAGACCGUUGAUGAAACACGGUCGAUAUCAUUUGAAUGAUGCCAUUAGGUUAUACUGUCAACACCCAAAUGCAGAGCUUACAACUCUCCUCUAUCUCUUACAAUGCAACGUUCAAGAUAUUAUGGAUAUUGGUAGUCAGAUACUAUGUGAUGUUGCAUGUGGUGGCAACAUUGAAAUAUUCAAGUAUCUAGUAGAUCAUUAUGGUUUCACUAUACCAAUCUCUACAACCACAACUCUUUCAACAUUACCAAAGAGACAACAAGACAAAGAAGAACUUCCUAUAAAAGAUGAAGAUUUAGUAUUUUCAAUCAAUGUUAAAGAUGAAGUAGAUAGACCAUUGGAACAUUUAAUAGAUAUGGCUGCAUCCAAAGGAAAUAUGGAAAUGUUAAAAUAUUUAAAUGGAAUUGAAGGUCAAAAAGCAUCUAAAGAUGCAAUUGAUUCUGCUGCGCAACACGGUAGAUUAGAUGUAAUACAAUGGCUUCAUUCAAAUAGGAGUGAAGGAUGUAGUUUUAGAGCAAUACAAUUUGCCUGUGAAAAUGGAGAUGUGGAGAUGGUUCAAUGGCUUGACCAAAAUAGACAGGAAAGUGUUAUAAAUUCUCGAUCGAUGAGUGCGGCUGCCCAAUACGGACAUUUAGAGGUAUUUAUCUAUUUACACAAGACCUCUAAAAAUAACAAUCAAUCCUAUUCAAGUUAUUCAUUCAAUAUGGCUGCUUAUUAUGGUCACAUCCAUGUUGUAAAAUAUAUAAUGUCAAGUGGAUUAGAAUACAAUUUAAAGUCUGGAUUAUCAGAUGCAAGAAGAAGUAGAAGGUAUCCAUACUUGUCUUUUAAUCGUGCAAUGGUUACAUUUCUAGAAGGUGAAUACAAGAAAUAUUUAGAAGAAAGAAAUCAAUCCUAUGAAAGUAGAUUACAACAUUUAUUACAUGAAUAA
This is a messenger RNA of Cavenderia fasciculata, 1212 nucleotides long. RefSeq lists its product as uncharacterized. Gene Ontology annotation, molecular function: protein binding. NCBI's taxonomy places the organism in Eukaryota, Evosea, Eumycetozoa, Acytosteliales, Cavenderiaceae. The record is from RefSeq and is a predicted model, not a curated record. The coding region runs from base 1 to 1212 and encodes 403 amino acids. The transcript is spliced from 2 exons.